This is a messenger RNA of Lotus japonicus, 1257 nucleotides long. RefSeq names its product 2-methylene-furan-3-one reductase-like. The transcript is spliced from 4 exons. The record is from RefSeq and is a predicted model, not a curated record. The coding region runs from base 75 to 1031 and encodes 318 amino acids. Lineage: Eukaryota; Viridiplantae; Streptophyta; Magnoliopsida; Fabales; Fabaceae. Gene Ontology annotation, molecular function: zinc ion binding; oxidoreductase activity, acting on the CH-CH group of donors, NAD or NADP as acceptor.
UUUACCAAGACACUCACUCUUCAAUUCUUCAUCUCUUAUUUCUCUCUCUCUUCAAUUCUUCACUCUUUUCAAGCAUGGCAGCAAUACCCACUCACAUCAAAGCAUGGACCUACUCAGAAUACGGCAAGAGCACUGAUAUUCUUAAGUUCGAUCCAAACGUGCCUUUACCUGAGUUGAAGGAGGAUCAUGUCCUCAUCAAGGUCGUUGCUGCAGCCCUUAAUCCCAUUGAUUAUAAGAGAAUGGAAGCUUUGUUUAAGGACACAGAUUCCCCUUUACCCACAGCUCCAGGGUAUGAUGUUGCUGGAGUGGUGGUUAAGGUUGGAAGUGAAGUGAAGAAAUUUAAAGUUGGAGAUGAAGUUUAUGGUGAUAUCAAUGAGAAUGCUCUGGAGUAUCCAAAGGUUGUUGGUUCAUUGGCAGAGUAUACAGCUGUAGAAGAGAAAUUGUUGGCUCACAAGCCUAAGAAUCUGAGCUUUGUUGAGGCAGCUAGUCUUCCUUUAGCAAUUGAGACUGCUUAUGAAGGCCUUGAGCGUGCUGGGUUUUCUGCUGGGAAAUCUAUUCUUGUGCUUGGAGGUGCUGGUGGAGUUGGAACCCACGUUAUUCAGCUUGCCAAGCAUGUUUUUGGCGCAUCUAAGGUAGCAGCUACAUCUAGCACUGGGAAGCUGGAGCUGUUGAGGAAGUUAGGAGCUGACAUGCCUAUUGAUUAUACAAAGGAGAACGUUGAAAACCUGCCUGAAAAGUUUGAUGUGGUGUUUGAUGCAGUUGGGGACGCUGACACGACAUUCAAGCCUUUGAAAGAAGGAGGCAAAUUUGUGACAAUAGUACCACCUGCACUUCCACCACCGGCAAUCUAUUACAUAUUGAAAUCUGAUGGGGCUGUCUUAGAGAAACUAAAACCGUAUUUGGAAAGUGGCAAGGUAAAGCCAAUACUUGAUCCCAAGAGUCCCUUUCCAUUUUCCCAAACUGUUGAAGCAUUUUCCUAUCUGGAAACUAACAGAGCCGUUGGAAAAGUGGUCAUCCAUCCCAUACCAUGAACAUAAACCAUUGUGGUUCUAUCAUAAUCUAUGUUGUUGUUUGUGAUUUAAGAUUUGUGUUCAAGAGUGAGAAAUACUUUGGUUUAAAUGUAGUAAUGUACCUGGUUUUCAUUUCAAGGAAGGGUAUACGGUGAAAUAAAGUUCUCUUCCUAGUGUAGUUGAGUUGUAUGCUAAAUUGAAUGUGUUAUAUUUUUUCUUUUUGGUAAUAAUAUUUAGGCUUAAAUAA